AUGAUGCUCAAUUUCUCUGCUGCUGCCAUGAUAUCGUGCCUUGUUCUGUGGUUGCCUUUGGUGGCCGAGUCCAAGAUGGCAAUGAAGUUGCCACCAUCAGUGGACAUGCGAAGCAAUCGGGUGAAUGUCAGCAUAUUCCUGGUGGAUGUGAAUGCAUUGAAUGAGCCUGAUGGGCAGAUUGUGGUGAAUGCUUUGAUGAAACUGUGGUGGAGAGACCCGAGAUGGCGUGAGGCGAUGGUGUAUUCCAUGGACAGGCACUGCAACGCAACCGGUUGUAGCGAUCAGGACAGGGUCUAUUUCGAGCAAUCGAUUGACAGCAGUCUAAGCUCCUGUUUCGGCCAAAGCUACGAAGCUUUUGUUAGCUCCGCCAAAGAUUUGGGACAGUCGCUCUCUGAGUUCUUGACGGUUGAUGAAUACAUUUGGACACCUAUUCCGGUGCAUCUUCUGUUGAAGACCUCAGCAAACCCACGAGGCAUCACCGAGUUUGAUCCGAUUGUCGCCAUGACUGUGCCAGCGACCAGCGAUUUCGAAGCACUAUGGGUGGACAACGAAAAGACGUCUUUCGACGUGACUCUGUCAUAUGAGCACUUUCCAUUUGACACGCAAGUGUUGGAACUCUGCAUACCUUUCGAGUAUUUUACGGACCCGCACUUCCAGACCACACUGUCCGCACCAUCGGGCUCUCUUUUUGCAACAGACCUUUCACGAAUCUCAACGAUGUGGGAUGGAACUUCGAUGAUCAGUCCUGUUGCUUCCAAGCGCUUUAUAGAGAGCCUCGAACGGAAAGGCUUCGAUGUGAGUUCCAUCGUCGUGCAAAAGGUGCAGCGAUCCCUGGCUACUUCCUCAAUCUGCAUCAAUAUUUCGAUGACGCGACGCAUCGGCAUCCUCCUUGUCCGGUUGUUUUGGCCUCUCAGCGCCUUGCUCUUCAUUCCUUUCGCUGGGUUCUUCAUUCCCAUUGACCUGGUCAUGCCGCGGGUCGCCACGGGCUUCCUGUCUUUCCUGUCCUUGCAAGUCUUCAGGACCAUGGCCUACGCCAUGAUUCCCCAGCAUACCUCGUCGCUCCUGUGGAUGGAUGUUACCAUGUUCUGUCUGACGGUGAUCCUUUUUGCGAGCGUCCUGGAGAACGUUCUGGUGCAAUUCUUGCGGUCCGCAGUAUCCUCCCGCUCUGCACACUUCUUAGACAAGAUUUCGCGGAUCAGCUUUCCCUCGGUGGCCGUGCUUGUGCUGGCCGUCCUUUUCAUUAUGGGCUGGGCACAGAUUGAGGUUGCCUGGCUCAUGACGACGAUGGCUUGCAUCCUUUGCGUGUGGCUGGUCACCUGCACCUUGGUCAUGGUCACGUAUCUUCGUUGGUUGCACCACUGGCUCAUGGGAGUCCUGAUAAAGCAGGUCUCUUCUCGGAACUUCCGCUACCAGAAGGCAGUGGCCAUGGAUCAACGUGAACUCGCCAUUCUCUUCCGGGCUUUCGACUCGGACGGGAGUGGGCAUGUCAGCGCUGAGAAGAUCAUCGAAUGCAUGGAGGCCCGAAGUCUUCGCUUCGAGCACAGCGCGGACGAGCGGCGCUUCAAGGUGCGGCUGAAGGAAGUUAUCCGCCAGACCGGAACCGAAGCCCUUGACCUUUCAGCAUUUUGCUUCCAUUUCACGGAGCUUUUCAGCUACCACCAAGAGACGCCGGCACGUGAAGAGGUGAAGGCGGGAGAGGAUGAGGAUUAUGCGCGCGAAGUCACCCGGAAGGCCGUGUGA
Symbiodinium natans is the source of this 1740-nucleotide messenger RNA. The record is from the annotation of a GenBank genome assembly. Lineage: Eukaryota; Dinophyceae; Suessiales; Symbiodiniaceae.